AUGGCUAGCUCAGAAAUUAGAGAUUAUGACAGCAUCACAUCUUUUCUUGGAUCUUGGGGACCCUUUCAGCGAAGGAUUUUUUUAGCAAUUGCUGUCAGCAUCCUCCCGAAUGGGUUCAUUGGCGCCUAUAUAGUAUUUGUAGGUGUCACCCCACCUCACAAGUGCUAUAUCCCUGAGAACGACAGUAUCAGUGAGAUGUGGAGAAAUGUUACGAUCCCAUUGGAAAUGGUUGAUGGCGUAACGAAGCACAGCUCUUGCUCAAGGCUCAACCUGGAAAUUGUCAGGAACUACUCUCAAGACAACAUCAUCCCAAAUGUGGACGUGAACGUGAGCGACAUUCCUUUGGAGAGCUGUCUGGAUGGAUGGACAUACAGCAAAGAGAUCUACCAGUCAACCAUUGUCACAGAGUGGGACUUGGUUUGUGAGAAUGGAUACAAAUCUCCACUGGCGACCUCUAUCCAUUACAUCGGUGUGCUAGUGGGAGCGUUUUUCUCCGGCCAGAUGUCCGACAGGUAUGGAAGGAAGCCAGCUCUCUUUCUCAUGAUGAUUCUUCAGACCGUUGCAACUACAGCGCAGAUAUUCUCCCCAAGCUGGGAGAUCUUCACCUUUAUUUUCUUCUUCGUGGGUGCAGGGGGAUACUCCAACUAUACCAUUGGAUUUGUGCUGGGUACAGAAAUUCUAAGCCCAAAAUCCCGAGUGGUCUUCUGCUCCCUUGGGGUCUUCAUGAGCUCAGCUUUGGGCUACAUGGCAUUACCAGCUGCUGCUUAUUUCCUCCGUGAGUGGCGGAUGCUGAUGAUUCCCAUGGCUGCUUGUGGCCUGAUCUACAUCCCUAUAUGGUGGUUAGUCCCAGAAUCACCUCGCUGGCUGUUCUAUCAGGGAAGAGUGAAGGAGGCGGAGGCCAUACUUAGAGAUGCUGCCAAGAGCAAUAAUGUCGAGGCUCCAAAGGCCAUUUUUACACAAGCUGAGAUCACUGAUGUACUGGCUAUGAAAGGCAAUAAAUACAACAUUUUGGUUAUCGUGAGCAACUGCAAUCUGUUCUUUGUUACAGUCCUGUGUUCACUUCUGUGGAUUAUCGUCACCAUUGGCUACUAUGCUUUAGUCCUCAACACUUCAAACCUGCACGGCGACCCUUAUUUGAACUGCUUCUUGUCUGCCGUGGUAGAAGUGCCGGCGUACGUAAUUGCCUUGUUGCUGCUCCAUUACUGCUCCCGGCACUUCUGCCAAUCUUCUACACUCCUCGUUGGAGGUGUCAUGAUCCUCUGCGUUCACCUCAUCCCAAUAGAUGUACCAAGUGUGCCUCUGCUUUUUGAGAUAUUGGGGAAAUUCGGCAUGACAUCUGCAUUUUGUGUGGUGUACACCGUCACAUCAGAGCUCUUCCCCACUGUUAUCAGAAACACAGCAAUGGGUAGUUGUUCCAUGGCUGCACGCUUUGGAAACAUCAUCGCUCCCUUUAUCAUUUUUCUGGGACAAUACUACAAGUCACUCCCAUACAUAUUGAUGGGAGGUUUUGCCAUUUGUGGUGCCGUCUUAUGUUUCCUGCUGCCAGAAACGUAUAGGAAGAGUUUGCCAGAGACCAUAUCACAAAUGCAGCUGAUAUGCGGGAGAAGAGGGAAAAAAGAAGAGGAAGCAGAAAAUGAAAAUGGAGAGAGCCCGGCUCAUUGUGAGAGUAAAGAAUCCAAGUUAUAGUUAAGUAAGGAUUGAUGUUUGUAAUUUCUCUAAAGCAUUUCACUCACAUUUGUGCUUAUAAAGAUGUAGUUAUAAAUACAUUAUGUGAAAUUCUGUUAGGUGUAUUUUUUGAUUGUUUUAUAUUG
This is a messenger RNA of Cottoperca gobio, 1811 nucleotides long. RefSeq names its product solute carrier family 22 member 4-like. The record is from RefSeq and is a predicted model, not a curated record. NCBI's taxonomy places the organism in Eukaryota, Metazoa, Chordata, Actinopteri, Perciformes, Bovichtidae. Gene Ontology annotation, biological process: transmembrane transport. The transcript is spliced from 10 exons. Gene Ontology annotation, cellular component: membrane. The coding region runs from base 1 to 1686 and encodes 561 amino acids. Gene Ontology annotation, molecular function: transmembrane transporter activity.